Molecule: messenger RNA, 1625 nt
Organism: Branchiostoma belcheri (Belcher's lancelet)
Lineage: Eukaryota; Metazoa; Chordata; Leptocardii; Amphioxiformes; Branchiostomatidae
Product: group XIIA secretory phospholipase A2-like
Exons: 4
Coding region: 153-770 (205 amino acids)
Biological process (GO): lipid catabolic process; phospholipid metabolic process; arachidonate secretion
Cellular component (GO): extracellular region
Molecular function (GO): A2-type glycerophospholipase activity; calcium ion binding
Source: RefSeq, a predicted model, not a curated record
AAGGGUCAAACUUCUGACCAAUCAGCGCAAGCCAGGUCAGAUCUUUCCGGGUAACUUGAAAUCCUCAAACCAGGAAGUGGAGCGUAGCUCAACAAACAUCGUCUUUCCUGUAAGAUUUGGCACGACAAGGGCGUUUUUAACUCUCCACAAAGAUGCGUAAGCUUCUGGUUCUAGUCUUGUUGAUUUCUGUGCCCGAAAUAUGGUGUAAGAAGAAGAAGAAGACGCCUGAAAGCGGAGAGAAAAGCCACCCAGACUUAGGAGACGUGAAGGGCUUACGGGACAGCCUUGACGGCUUGAUGCAGGGGCUCGAGUCGCUAGAAAAUCUUUUCGGAGUGGUGGAAGAAGCGGGCGAUCUGGAAUGUGGUUAUGUCUGUAAAAACGGGAAGAAGCCCAGAAAAAAUCCCCAACAUGUGCCCCGGUCUAAUGGUUGUGGCUCCUUUGGACUCCAGAUGGACACCACCAGUCUCCCUGCAAUGACACGCUGCUGUGACAAACAUGACAUCUGUUAUGACACCUGUGGGAAGAACCGUCAGGACUGUGACGACAAGUUUAAGUCCUGCCUGGACAAAAUGUGCGAGAACCUCAGUACAACUCUCUCAAAAGAUCAAUAUGAGGGGUGCCAGAUGACUUCUCAGCUGAUGUAUGCAGGCACUACAAGCCUGGGCUGCAAAUCUUUCAAGGACGCCCAGAAGAGGGCCUGCAUAUGUGACGAGGACAACGAUUGGCUAGAAAAGCCAAUUAAGACCAGCAAAACAUCUGGUGACCUUUGACUUUACAGGGACCUUCUGGACCCUCUUUAAUGAAUGAAUGAAUGACGACCUUUCUUUUGCACAUUUUUGGGCUAAGUACAGGUCAAAAGAAAACAUGAUGACCAGAUUUAUACAAUAUAAAGCUAGAUAUCAUUAGAUAAGCUCAUGUUGUUUGGUGGAAGGUUUGUUUGAUGAAAGGUUUGUCUAGUUGCAUUAGGAAAAUGAACUUUUCUACAGUCACUGUGCUCAAGUGUAUGAAGUAAGGAAACACAUUUUGUACAAACCUAUACAGUUCAUUUAUAUUGUGGUGUGUACAUAAUUCUUAAAUCGGUCAUUUUUCAAAUACUACUGAUCAUUUUUCUGAAGAGUAUUCAAUUUGAUAAUUAGAGUUGUCUACACACAAAGACUACAUGUAGGUAAUUAGGGCCCGGGCUAGAAAUUCCAUUACUAGAAGUACAGUUUUAAAAAGACAGCAUUCACAUAUUUUCUUGUUGUCUUAUAUGAUCAAAACAUUAAGAUUUGUGUAAAAUACUGCCAAGCAAAGUAAAGCCCGGAGACCUUGAAGACUGUAAAACUAGAACAGGGGGUUUGUACAAGCUAGCCCCAGGCAAUGUAACCUUUGUGUCAGCUGACUUGUCGUGCAACACACCAGUCAUCUGGUGUUUCAACCCAGAAAUCACAGCCCUGAUUUAUUACUAGUAACCCAGUUUCAAACUUUGACUGUUCUUUAACUCAAAAAUACAUUUGUUGUUGAAGAAGUUACCUUGUUAUCAUUGGCAGCUUUUUCCUAUGUCUUUACAUUCCCAAUGUUUUAGAUGGUAUUUUGUUUAAUUUUAAAGCUUGCAAAGGCUAAUUAUAUCUUAGGCCUGGGGACAA